AUGCUCCACAGUGCCACUCCCAUUUCAAUGGCCAGCACAGGACCUCACAGCAUCCAACUCGGUGGCGCCACCAACUCAACUCGCCCUCCAAAAUCCACAAUCACACGCAAGAAGAAAUCCAACAAAUUGGCAUUCAAGGAGACAAAGGAUGGUUUCGUAGACUACAACAGAGGACAGCACGAGGUAUCCACUAAAAUCGACGGCCUCCGCAAGGACGAUAUCCCUGCACACUACCGCCUCCGAGUCGCUGGGGACCGCUUCCAAAAGGAUUGGACUGUGUCGGAGGUUGCCGACUCAGUCCUCUCCCUCACCCUCCGCGACGACGACAUUGAAGGUCUACUCAAUCGCUGGAUAGGCCGCUAUGCACGCAAGAAUUUCCCUUUCCUCAUUAGAGAGUUGACUCAGAGAGGUUCAAUUGAACACUGUAACUUAGUUUUCAGCUGGAUGAAGAACCAGAAGAAUUAUUGUGCUAGAACAGAUAUAUACAACAUGAUGAUUAGGUUGCAGGCUAGGCAUAAUAGAACGGAUCAGGCACGUGGGUUGUUUUUUGAGAUGCAAAACUGCAGGUGUAAACCUGAUGCUGAGACUUACAACGCUCUUAUUAAUGCACAUGGUCGAGCUGGACAAUGGCGUUGGGCUAUGAAUAUCAUGGACGACAUGCUGCGUGCAGCUAUUCCACCAAGUCGGUCAACGUACAACAACUUGAUUAAUGCUUGUGGAUCUAGUGGAAAUUGGAAAGAAGCACUUAAUGUUUGCAAAAAAAUGACUGAUAACGGAGUCGGACCAGAUCUCGUCACUCAUAAUAUUAUGUUAUCUGCAUUUAAAAGUGGGGCUCAGUAUUCAAAAGCUUUGUCGUAUUUUGAACUAAUGAAGGGAACUCACAUUCGCCCUGACACAACCACACACAAUAUUGUUAUCCAUUGUCUAGUGAAACUUAAACAAUAUGACAAAGCCAUUAAUAUUUUUAAUUCCAUGAAGGAAAAGAAGUCAGAGUGUCACCCUGAUGUUGUAACAUACACUAGUAUCAUUCAUUUGUAUUCUAUGUGUGGGAAAACUGAAAACUGUGAGGCUGCAUUCAGUAUGAUGCUUGCAGAAGGGCUGAAACCGAAUAUAGUCUCAUACAAUGCACUACUAGGUGCAUAUGCUGCUCGUGGGAUGGAAAAUGAGGCCCUUUUGGUUUUUAAUAAGAUAAAACAGAAUGGUUUCCGCCCAGAUAUUGUAUCUUAUACAUCUCUGCUUAAUGCUUAUGGAAGAUCACGAAAGCCCCAAAAAGCAAGGGAAAUAUUCAAAAUGAUAAAGAUAAACAACAUGAAGCCAAACAUUGUCAGUUACAAUGCACUGAUUGAUGCCUAUGGGUCGAAUGGUUUGCUUGAAGAUGCAAUAGAAAUUUUGCGGGAAAUGGAACAAGAUACGAUUCAUCCAGAUGUGGUCUCAAUAUGUACGCUCUUGGCUGCCUGUGGGCGCUGCUGUCAGAAGGUGAAGAUUGAUACUGUGCUAUCAGCAGCUCAGAUGCGAGGCAUUAAAUUAAACACAGCUGCAUAUAAUUCAGCUAUUGGAAGCUAUAUUAAUAUGGGGGAAUAUGACAAAGCUAUAGACUUGUAUAAAUCUAUGAGUGAGAAAAAAAUAAAAUAUGAUUCUGUUACUUACACUGUCUUGAUAAGUGGUUGUUGUAAGAUGUCAAAAUAUGGAGAGGCCUUAUCUUUUAUGGAAGAAAUGACGCAUCUCAAAAUUCCUAUGUCCAAAGAGGUCUACUCAUCUGUCAUAUGUGCCUAUAGCAAACAAGGGCAAAUCAUAGAAGCAGAGUCUACAUUCAACUUGAUGAAAUCAUCUGGUUGUAAUCCAGACGUGGUUACAUAUACUACAAUGCUUGAUGCCUACAAUGCAGCUGAGAAGUGGGAGAAAGCAUAUGCACUCUUUGAUGAAAUGGAAGCAAAUGGCACCAAGCUGGAUACCAUCGCAUGUGCAGCUCUAAUGAAUGCUUUUAACAAAGGUGGUCAACCAAGAAGGGUCCUUAGUCUUGCACAAAGUAUGAGAGAAAAAGCGAUCCCAUUAAGUGAUACUAUAUUUUUUGAAAUGGUAUCUGCCUGUAGCUUAUUACAUGAUUGGAGAACAGUUGUUGAUGUGAUCAAGUUCAUGGAGCCUUCACUUCCCAUAAUUUCAUCUGGGUGUUUGAAUCUGUUCCUGAAUUCCUUAGGAAAAAGUGGAAAGAUAGAAACUAUGUUAAAGCUAUUCUUCAAAAUGUUGACAUCGGGUGCUGAGGUUAACUUCAAUACUUAUUCUAUUUUAUUGAAAAACCUUUUAUCAUCUGGAAAUUGGAGGAAGUAUUUAGAGGUACUACAAUGGAUGGAGGAUGCAGGAAUUCGUCCUUCAAGUGAAAUGUACCGUGAUAUAUCCUCCUUUUCACAAAAACACUGUGGGGCUGAAAAUGCUGCUGUCAUAAAAGAAAGGCUUGAGUCGUUGCAAAGAAAACCUGACGAUCAAAUUUCUGCAAGCAAACCUUGUGAAUCUCAUCUUAGUUGA
Messenger RNA from Lathyrus sativus (Indian pea), 2520 nucleotides. NCBI's taxonomy places the organism in Eukaryota, Viridiplantae, Streptophyta, Magnoliopsida, Fabales, Fabaceae. The record is from the annotation of a GenBank genome assembly.